Messenger RNA from Protomyces lactucae-debilis, 1110 nucleotides. RefSeq names its product NADP-dependent oxidoreductase domain-containing protein. The coding region runs from base 73 to 1092 and encodes 339 amino acids. NCBI's taxonomy places the organism in Eukaryota, Fungi, Ascomycota, Taphrinomycetes, Taphrinales, Protomycetaceae. Gene Ontology annotation, cellular component: cytoplasm. The transcript has a single exon. The record is from RefSeq and is a predicted model, not a curated record.
AAAAUAUAUAAAAGAGAGCAUUGGAGCAAGUCCUCGAGCUCAUCGACAACCAUUCAAGCAGAUUGACCCAACAUGCCUCUCAUUGCGUCUACCUUCCCUCAGCGCGAACUCGGCAAGACCGGAGAGAAGGUCUCAGCCCUGGGCUUCGGUACCAUGGGCAUGUCUGCCUUCUACAGCGGCCUCAACGAUGACGAGGCGUCCCUCAAGGUCCUGACUGCCGCUGCAGACAUGGGCUGCACCUUCUGGGACACCGCCGCCAUCUACGGUACAAACGAGGCCCUACUGGGCCGAUGGUUUAAGGAGACUGGUCGACGCAAGGAGAUAUUCCUUUGCAGCAAAGGUGGUAUUGACCUACAAAAGUUCUGUGCCGACAGCUCUCCAGAGAAGAUCCGGGAGCUGUGCGAGCGUUCUCUGCAGCAACUGGGAGUCGACCAGAUUGAUCUCUACUAUCUGCACCGUAUUGAUGACAAGGUCCCGAUUGAAACCUCCAUGGAAACACUCAAGGAGCUCGUCAAUGAAGGCAAAAUCAAAUACAUUGGCUUGUCUGAGGCUUCUGCAGACACGCUGCGUCGCGCUCAUAAGGUUCACCCAGUCACGGCACACCAGAUUGAGUACUCACCCUUCACCCUCGAUAUUGAGCGUGAUGACGUCAAUGUUCUCAAGACAUGCCGCGAGCUUGGCAUCACGACUGUCGCCUACUCGCCCCUGGGUCGUGGCAUGCUGACUGGCAAGUACAAGUCUGUCGAUGACUUUGACGAGAAUGACUUCCGUCGCAACAAUGCACGUUUCCAGGGUGACAACUUUGCCAAGAACUUGAAGGUUGUGGAUGACAUCAAAGCGAUUGCCGAGAAGAAGCAAGCAACAUCUGGCCAAGUCACGCUUGCUUGGCUCAUGGCACAGGGAGAAGACAUCAUCCCAAUUCCUGGUACGAAGCAGCUCAAAAACUUGCAGGAGAAUGUACAAGCAGCAUUCAUGCAGUUGGAUAGCAAUGAAGUGGCUGAGAUUCGUAAGGUCGUCGAUGCGGCCGAGGUGCAUGGCGAACGAUACGGCGCUGGAGGCUUGCAGAGCUUUGGCGACACACCUAAGCUUUAGAUAGUUGCUGGCUUGUGU